GUGAAAACUCUUCGAAGGAUGCCGCAUUUGCAGAACGUCGAGCGGGACUUGCCCCUGCACUGGGCCCUAAAUCCUAUCCGCAUCUCUCAAAACCUCUCCAUGAAUACAAUUUCUCUGUAUCGAAAGAUCUCGCGGAAUAUGUGGCGCUGCUGCACUCAACUUUGCAAUAGUCCCAAGUUUCAGCGAUAUGUGCGAUUCCUCGAGUCCAGUCUCUGCCAGUUCUAAAGAGCAAUGAUCUAACAAAUUACGCAGCCGCCUUGUCUUUAAAGCGAAUUUCUUCAGAUUUGCAAUCUUAGCACGUAGACGAUGCCAAAAUGUGUUAGUUGAAUUCA
Molecule: messenger RNA, 332 nt
Organism: Drosophila elegans
Lineage: Eukaryota; Metazoa; Arthropoda; Insecta; Diptera; Drosophilidae
Exons: 2
Coding region: 19-225 (68 amino acids)
Source: RefSeq, a predicted model, not a curated record